AUGGCAUCCUACGGGUACGGUUACGGGGGUCACCCGGCCAGCCCCAAGAUGGACGGUCUCGGUCGCGAGAAGAGGAGAGACAGGGUCCGUUCCGGGAGCAUCGUGAGCAUGGCGGGGGGCGCGGGCUUCGGGUCGGGGGGGGAACCCCAGCGCGAGACCGAGCUGUCGGUGGCGAUGGAGAACCUCACCCUCGAGGAGAUCGAAGGGAACGUCUUCCGCAUGAGCAAGGACCAGAUCGGCUGUAGGCUUCUCCAGCUCAAGCUCGACCAGGGCGACCCCAUGUUCGUGUCCAAGAUCUGCGGUGAGGCCCAGCCCUACCUGUCGGAGAUGAUGAAGGACCCCUUCGGGAACUACCUCUUCCAGAAGAUCGCGGACAAGGUGGACGAGGACGGCCGAACCGAUCUCGUUAAUCAGGUUGCCGGUCAGAUGGUGGAGGCGGGGAUGAACCUCCACGGCACCCGGUCGGUGCAGAAGAUCAUCGAGGUCUGCAGGGGCACCCCCUCCCAGGUGGCCGUGGUGGUGAGCGCCCUCAAGGACGCCACGGUGCCCCUCUGCCUCGACACCAACGGCAACCACGUGGUGCAGCGGCUCCUGCAGCACCUGGCCCCGACCGACAACGCCUUCGUCUUCGAGAAUGAAAACGAAGAAAAAAAUAACUCCGAAAAGCGCACCAACGACAAAAAAACAAACACACACACUACUGCUGUUCAACUACAGCUGUAACCCCCACCCUCACUACGUCGGGAAAAAUUAUCUCCUGUUUGCCUGGCGCACCCGCUUUGAUGUUGCAAGAAAAAAAAAAAGACAAGCCUCCUUGUCGACGCUACCAGCCUCGUCAUGAAGUCGCACGCUCUGGAUCUUGUUGCGCUUCACGAAGUUCUUGGCCCACUUUUCGCCGGCCUGGAAAUCCUCGACUCUCGCCUUCACUUCCUUAGAAGCUGCUGGAUCAGCCAGCAGGGUUGCCCUGGCGGAACGGCCGAAGCUUCGAAGGACGUCGCGCGUGACGGGCAUCUUGGUCUUCCGGGCUUUCUCUAGUAGAUCAAGAGCUAUGGCGUCCACCUAUUUACCGUCAAACGAGGAGUAAACAAUAUAGAGGGUACAAAAGAUCGCACGACUAGUUUCGAACAUUAGCCUCGUUGCACAGAGAAGUUGGAAGGGAAAAUUUCCACUGCAUCUGUAUGUCGGUCUAUGAUUGUACUCGUUUGGGAAAGGGACAGGGGAAAGGAAAAAGGGAACAACUUACAAUAAAAACAAUUAGGUUCAUCAGAACAAAACGAACAAGUCUGGAAAAAAAUGGCCCGGCAUAAAAAAGAGGGCGGG
This is a messenger RNA of Ectocarpus siliculosus, 1320 nucleotides long. The record is from the annotation of a GenBank genome assembly. Lineage: Eukaryota; Phaeophyceae; Ectocarpales; Ectocarpaceae.